Molecule: messenger RNA, 945 nt
Organism: Aspergillus steynii IBT 23096
Lineage: Eukaryota; Fungi; Ascomycota; Eurotiomycetes; Eurotiales; Aspergillaceae
Product: cut8/STS1 family protein
Exons: 2
Coding region: 1-945 (314 amino acids)
Biological process (GO): nuclear protein quality control by the ubiquitin-proteasome system; proteasome localization
Cellular component (GO): nucleus
Source: RefSeq, a predicted model, not a curated record
AUGAACAGCGUGGUGGCUACACCACCUGUGCCUCCCCAUUUUUACGAGUACUCUCGUCUGUCGUCUCCUCGUCCAAUGUCUACACCAAGCCACACUCCCAACAACCGAAAACGGAAAGCCGACGACGAUGGCAACGAUCACGAUGGACGCAUGUCAGCGUCUCCAACCAGUUCGCCCGCAUUCACUCCUCGAUCUCUUCCGCCCGCGAGAACAUGGAAACGAGCCCGUCCAAAUGUGAGCGGGAGGCCUCUGGCUCUCCCCCGGUUGCUGGAGACUUUGGAUACCGAUGCUCUCCGGGGCGUCCUCCGAUCCAUGUGCGAACGUCACCCGGCUCUAGUCGAUGAAGUCGUUCACACGGCUCCUCGCCCGAGCGUCUCCGGGGCUCUUCAGGUGCUCCGCAACUACCAAUCCGCUCUUCAGUCCUCCUUCCCCCUGGGUGGCAACCCCGAAUCCGAUUACGCCUACAACCGAGUCCGACAGCCUCUGGGGAAUCUUCUCGAUGCCCUGGGUGAUUUCACGCCACAUUUCCUUCCUCCCAACGAAACGCAGGCUUCGAUAUCCUUGAGCUACUUGGACGACGCCACCGAGAUCAUCCAUGCAUUGCCACGAUGGAACACCCCCCAAAACAACAUAGAGCGGGACUCUGCGUACGACGAAAUCUGCAAGGCUUGGAUUUUGGUGAUUCGGGAGGCUGCUAAACGCGGCGGGGGCAUUCAACUACAAUACGGCGGCUGGGAUCAGAAGUUGGCGAAACACAACCAGAACUCCGGUGGUAAGCUGCAGGCGGCCGUUCACGAGCUUGGAUCCAGCCUGGGAUGGAUGCACGGGCCAGACAACCAGGGUUAUGGAAACCCAGGGCAUAGCAACGAUUUUGGUUCUAUCCGGGACCAGCUCCUGUCGGGCACCUACGGACUCGGAACUCCCGUCAAAGUUGGGCCAUGGUAG